Rotaria sordida is the source of this 237-nucleotide messenger RNA. NCBI's taxonomy places the organism in Eukaryota, Metazoa, Rotifera, Eurotatoria, Philodinida, Philodinidae. The record is from the annotation of a GenBank genome assembly.
AUGUCUGAAUAUUUGAAAAAGGUAGCACAGCAUCUUGAUGAAGAAUCACAUCGAGUAGAAUCGUAUUUACAUCCAUCAACAUUAGCGCCAUUAAUUAUAAAAAUUGAAGAAAUACUCAUGGUCAACUUGAAGCAAUCUAUACUGAAACUUGUGGAAAUUUUUAUUAAUAAUAAUGCAGCAAUAAAAGCUACUCGUAAUACAAAAAAAUCAGCUGAUAUUGUUAGCUCGAUAUUGUGA